AUGAAGUUAAAUAAAUUUUGGGAGGAACAGGUUAUUGCUGCUGAACAGUUUGAUUCUGAUUAUAAAGUCCAUCCAUUACCGCUGGCGCGUAUCAAAAAGGUCAUGAAAUCUGAUCCUGAGGUUAAGAUGAUUUCAGCGGAAGCACCUAUACUGUUUUCAAAAGCGUGCGAGAUUUUCAUUUGUGAAAUCACACGGCGUGCUUGGAUGCAUGCGGAAGAAAACAAGAGAAGGACAUUACAGAGGAGCGACGUCGCCAGCGCGGUCUCACGGUCAGAUCAAUUCGACUUUUUAAUUGAUAUUGUCCUCGAGAGGAACCACCUAAAACAAAAAGAUCAUCCGCGCGCGAGGAUCCUGCACCCAACGCUGAAACUAUGAUGAUCAAUACAGUCAGUAUUACGCUCAAAGCGCAGGAGGAUUGGCAGGAUAUGCUCAUGCGAUCGACGGUGCCUCAAUCUACCAGUCAUGUCCCCAGAGCAGUUUCAACAGUACGUUCAGUACCAGCAACAGCAGGCUGCAGCUGCACAAUCAUAUCAUUCUCAACAACAACAGCAACAACAACAUCAGCCACCAGCUCUCGUGGGGGAUCAGUUGGUUACACAGCACAAGAGUAACGACACUCUUUAUUGCACUCUUGAAACGGUUCAUUAGCUGAACUAAACCAACUUCAUUAUACUUUUCAUUCAUUGUCAUUUUGGUUAUUCUCUACUCUAAACCCAUGAACAAUAAAGUAGAGUACCUACCCGUUAUACCUGAAGACUUGCUCUAGACGAAUGCACCAUCUCCUUAUUUGCAAACUGAUAGGUUUUAUAAAAAAAAAUACAUGUCAUAAACGCUCAUUAAAC
Messenger RNA from Lobosporangium transversale, 842 nucleotides. RefSeq names its product histone-fold-containing protein. Gene Ontology annotation, molecular function: protein heterodimerization activity; DNA-binding transcription activator activity, RNA polymerase II-specific. The record is from RefSeq and is a predicted model, not a curated record. Lineage: Eukaryota; Fungi; Mortierellomycota; Mortierellomycetes; Mortierellales; Mortierellaceae. Bases 1 to 375 code for a protein of 124 amino acids. Gene Ontology annotation, biological process: regulation of DNA-templated transcription. The transcript is spliced from 4 exons. Gene Ontology annotation, cellular component: nucleus.